Messenger RNA from Plectropomus leopardus (leopard coralgrouper), 492 nucleotides. Its product is annotated as leucine-rich melanocyte differentiation-associated protein-like. NCBI's taxonomy places the organism in Eukaryota, Metazoa, Chordata, Actinopteri, Perciformes, Serranidae. The record is from RefSeq and is a predicted model, not a curated record.
UCUGAGAGCGGCGUGUUGUCCUUCAUUCCCUCCUUUUGGAACCUGGCUCUGCUGGGUCAGCUGGAGAAGCUCAGCACUCUGAUCCUGGACUGCAACAACUUCACAUCUCACAUCAAGUUCCCCUACAUGCUGAGUGUCACCACAGUGUGCAUCAACAAGAACAAGAUCAACAACCUGCCCGUGUUUGUGGAGGAAAUCGGACGAAAAUUCCCCAACUUAAAAAUCCUCAGUAUGAUGAACAAUGAGGCAGCACCGAGCUAUUUUAAUGGAGGCAGUCUGACCCAGUACAAAGAUUACAGACAGUAUGUCAUUAGUCAGAUCCCUGGCCUGGAGAUCCUGGAUGACAUGGAGGUCCUGGAGAAGGAGAGAGCCCAGGCUUGAAAAACAUACCGGCUGCAGCAGAUCAGUCGCAGCAGCAGGAAGAGGAAGGAAGACUCAUCCAAGAAACACACACAAAUGAAGAAAAAGUCAAAUACUGUCAUUAGACAAUAA